Molecule: messenger RNA, 1935 nt
Organism: Tripterygium wilfordii
Lineage: Eukaryota; Viridiplantae; Streptophyta; Magnoliopsida; Celastrales; Celastraceae
Product: rhamnogalacturonan I rhamnosyltransferase 1-like
Exons: 8
Coding region: 1-1533 (510 amino acids)
Cellular component (GO): cytoplasm
Source: RefSeq, a predicted model, not a curated record
AUGUGCAAGACAAAGGAUUCUGUUGAGAGACGUAACUAUAGGGAAGUGUGGAAGGUAAAGAUGCGGUUUUUGGUAGAUGGGAAGGCAGAGAAGUUAAAGCAUUCGAUGGUCUCAAGUUCCCGGAUGAAGCUAUGGCUGAUCCGAGCUAUCAUGACGGCAUUGCUAUGGACAUGUGUUGUUCAGCUGAUGUCAAUUGGAGAGACGUGGGGGCCGAGAUUAUUGAAGAGCUGGCCUUCUUGUCUUAAUCAAUCUGAUUUUUCUUUAGCUAUUGAUGAAUCUCUGCCGGCCAAAGUUGUUCUUCCGCCGAAGAGGGUUUAUAAGAACAAUGGCUAUCUUAUGGUUUCCUGCAAUGGAGGACUGAACCAAAUGAGAGCAGCGAUAUGUGAUAUGGUUGCUAUAGCGAGAUACUUGAAUGUCACUCUUAUUGUACCAGAGCUGGAUAAAACUUCAUUUUGGAAUGAUCCAAGUGAGUUCCAAGACAUAUUCGAUGUUGAUCAUUUCAUCACUUCACUGAGAGAUGAGGUACGGAUAUUGAAAGAGCUACCGCCUAGGCUCAAAAGACGAGUUGAACUCGGAAUGUUUCAUUCCUUGCCACCCAUUAGCUGGUCUAAUCUAUCUUACUACCUACACCAGAUUCUUCCGCUGUUACAGAAGCACAAAGUUGUUCAUUUGAAUAAAACUGAUGCUAGACUUGCUAAUAAUGGACUACCUCUUGAAAUUCAAAAGUUGCGCUGCCGUGUAAAUUUCAGCGCUCUGAGAUUUACACCACAGAUAGAAGAAUUGGGUAGAAGGGUUGUCAAGAUUCUGCGGGAAAGAGGUUCUUUCCUAGUCCUUCAUCUCAGAUAUGAGAUGGACAUGUUGGCUUUCUCUGGCUGCUCUCAUGGUUGCAAUAGUGAUGAGGUUGAAGAACUGACAAGAAUGAGGUAUGCUUAUCCCUGGUGGAAGGAAAAGGUGAUAAAUUCCGAAUUGAAGAGGAAAGAAGGUUUGUGUCCCUUGACACCUGAGGAGACUGCUCUAGUAUUAAGUGCCCUGGGAAUUAAUCACAAUGUUCAGAUUUAUAUUGCUGCUGGAGAAAUCUAUGGUGGACAAAGAAGGAUGUCUUCUUUGGCGGCAGCUUUUCCGAAUUUGGUUAGGAAAGAAACCCUACUGAAACCAUCAGAUCUGAUAUUUUUCCAAAAUCACUCAUCUCAAAUGGCAGCAUUGGACUAUCUUGUCUCUCUCAAGAGUGAUAUAUUUGUUCCUACAUAUGAUGGAAACAUGGCCAAAGUUGUCGAAGGCCAUCGCCGAUUCUUGGGGUUCAAGAAGACUAUUGCAUUAAACAGAAAGCUUCUAGUUGAUUUGGUAGAUCAAUACAUCACUGGAUCAUUGAGUUGGGAUGAAUUUUCUUCCGCUGUGAAGGAUACUCAUGCUGAUCGUAUUGGGAACCCAAGAGAGCGAAUGGUCAUAGCAGAGAGACCGAAGGAAGAAGAUUACUUCUAUGCCAAUCCACAUGAAUGCUUGCAAUCAUUAGAUGAACCGUUGAGGUACACAUGAUCCUGCUCAUGCAAACAAAAUGGCUAUCUACCACCAUUACCUUACGCCCCUAAUUACUGAUUGAAGGUUACAAUCUAGUCCAUUAAUACCCGGACAUUAGGGCGCAGAGAGAACUCUAAUUCUGUUAAUGAAGAUCGGCUACUGAAGAACUUGGGCCGCCUGAGCAGGGAUCAAGGUUCAACAGGGUAUUUAAAAUUGUUUACUCUUCUUUUCUUUUUUGAAUAAUGUGAUUACUGUAUAGUGUGACAAAUAUUCCAUUGGAGAGGUCUAAUGCCACUUUAGCUGGCAUUGUAUAAAAGAAAAAGGAGAAGGCAAAUUACAGAACUUUGUUGGAGAGUUACUAAAACAACUCAAUUCACCCCUUCCCAGAAUUGCCAUUUCUGCUACUUCUGGUUGAUCAAA